AUGGCUGGAGUUCAAGCUGCCUCUCGCCUCCUCUCCAAGAGGCUACUGUCCUCCAGGAAGGGCCCUGCUACGGCAGUUCAAGGUGCAAAAAACCUGCACUUUUCCAUCUAUGGCAAGAGAAAUGCCAAGGUUUCUGAUGAUAUCUCCAAUCAGUACCCAGUAGUAGAUCAUGAGUUUGAUGCCGUGGUGGUUGGCGCUGGAGGAGCGGGACUUCGGGCAGCUUUUGGCCUGUCUGAGGCUGGCUUUAACACUGCCUGUGUCACCAAGCUUUUUCCCACCAGGUCUCACACUGUUGCAGCACAGGGUGGAAUCAAUGCAGCUCUUGGUAACAUGGAGAAUGAUGACUGGCGGUGGCAUUUCUACGACACAGUGAAGGGUUCUGAUUGGCUAGGGGACCAGGAUGCCAUCCAUUACAUGACGGAACAGGCUCCAGCAGCUGUGGUUGAGUUGGAGAACUUCGGCAUGCCGUUCAGUCGCACUGAGGAUGGAAAGAUCUACCAGAGGGCGUUUGGAGGUCAGAGUCUCAAAUAUGGCAAAGGAGGCCAAGCCCACCGCUGCUGCUGUGUUGCUGACAGGACUGGUCAUUCAUUACUUCACACUCUGUAUGGACGGUCGCUGCGUUACGACACUAGUUACUUUGUGGAAUACUUUGCGCUGGACCUGCUGAUGGAAGAUGGCGAGUGCAAAGGUGUGAUUGCGCUCUGCAUGGAGGACGGAUCUAUUCAUCGUAUCAGAGCUCAGAAUACCGUCAUCGCUACCGGGGGUUAUGGUCGAACCUAUUUCAGCUGCACUUCGGCUCAUACUAGUACCGGCGAUGGAAAUGCCAUGGUAACCAGAGCAGGUCUGCCCUGCCAGGACUUGGAGUUUGUACAGUUCCAUCCCACUGGGAUCUAUGGAGCAGGUUGUUUAAUUACCGAGGGCUGCCGUGGUGAAGGAGGCAUUCUCAUCAACAGCGAAGGUGAGCGAUUCAUGGAGCGCUACGCGCCCAACGCCAAAGACUUGGCCUCCCGAGAUGUGGUGUCCCGCUCCAUGACCAUAGAAAUCAGAGAGGGCAGGGGUGUGGGUCCAGAUAAGGACCACGUAUACCUGCAGCUACACCACCUGCCUCCGCAGCAGCUCGCCACAAGGCUGCCAGGCAUUUCUGAGACUGCAAUGAUCUUUGCCGGAGUGGAUGUCACUAAGGAGCCGAUCCCCGUCCUGCCAACCGUCCACUAUAACAUGGGAGGUAUACCUACAAACUAUAAGGGCCAGGUGAUCACGCACACUAACGGCGAGGAUAAGGUGGUUCGUGGACUGUACGCCUGUGGAGAGGCUGCAUGUGCAAGUGUUCAUGGUGCCAACCGACUAGGUGCCAACUCUCUUUUGGAUUUGGUGGUGUUUGGCAGAGCCUGCGCCCUCACCAUCGCUGAGGAGCACAAACCUGGUGAGGCGCUUUCCCCUCUGAAGUCCAGUGCAGGAGAAGAGUCUGUGGCCAACCUCGAUAAAAUGCGGUUUGCCAAUGGAAGUCUGCGAACCUCUGAAAUCAGGCUCAAUAUGCAGAAGGCCAUGCAAGCCCACGCUGCUGUAUUCCGUACUGGUUCUGUCCUGAAGGAGGGUUGUGACAAAUUGGAUGCCAUUUACCAGACUAUGGAAGAUAUCAAGACCUUUGAUCGAGGCAUUGUGUGGAACACGGACCUAGUGGAAACACUGGAGCUGCAGAAUUUGAUGCUGAACGCCGUCCAGACCAUUCACUCAGCUGAGCAGAGGAAGGAAAGUCGAGGAGCUCACGCCAGAGAGGACUUCAAGGAUCGCAUUGAUGAGUACGAUUACUCAAAGCCCUUGCAGGGUCAGGAAAAGAAGCCCUUUGACCAGCACUGGAGGAAGCACACCAUGUCCUAUGUUGACCCCAAAACUGGGAAGGUGACCUUGGAAUACCGUCCUGUCAUUGACCACUCUCUGGAUGAACAGGACUGUGCCCAUGUUCCUCCCGCUAUCCGUUCUUAUUAA
Nerophis lumbriciformis (worm pipefish) is the source of this 1986-nucleotide messenger RNA. The record is from RefSeq and is a predicted model, not a curated record. Lineage: Eukaryota; Metazoa; Chordata; Actinopteri; Syngnathiformes; Syngnathidae.